Molecule: messenger RNA, 1311 nt
Organism: Vicia villosa (hairy vetch)
Lineage: Eukaryota; Viridiplantae; Streptophyta; Magnoliopsida; Fabales; Fabaceae
Exons: 4
Coding region: 1-1311 (436 amino acids)
Source: RefSeq, a predicted model, not a curated record
AUGACAGGCUCCUCUUAUGUUCAUAAUGCGAUUGCAAAUAUUGUCACCAGAAUCUUGAAUGAAGGGCACAAGGUUGAUGGAAUAUCUGUUCCUCUAGCCCAAAUGCCUGCUUCUGAGAACAUCCAAGAUGAUCAAGGUGAGCAAGAUGAUGCUAGCAAAGAUCAGGAUAAUGUUGAGACAUCUGCUGAUAAAAAUGAUGAGACCCCUGUUGCUAAAGAUGUUGAGACAUCUGUUGAUAAUAAUGAGACCCCUGUUGCCAAAGAUGUUGAAACAUCUGAAGCUAUCAAUGUUGAAGCAUCUGGUACCAAAGAUGAUGAGACUCUUGAACCUAAGAAAGAUGAAGAGAUUCCUGUUGUUCCUGCUGAGAAAGAUGAAAGCCCUAAUGUGCAUGAUGUGGUGGAUCUAGAUGAUCUUGAUGAUCCUAUUGAUAUUACUGAUGAUGACCUCAUCUCCAGCAUCUCCAACAGGGUCAAGGCCCGUAAGGGAAAGCAAGUUGGUGAGCAACAUCCUCUAAAGCCACAGGUUACUCCUCUGAAGACUGUUACUAAAGAAAAGAUGAAGAAAGUUCCCACUGGACCUUCAAAGUCUGGAAGCAAAGAGUUUAUUGUCAAUUUGUCUCAAGACUGUGCUGAUGGUAGAACAGAUGAUUUUCAUAAAGUUUAUGUUAGAAGAAAAUGCAUAGACCACUAUCUAGGUAGAAAUGCUGAAGCUCAACCUGAGCUUGAAGUAACUGAUAAUGAGGUUUGCAAAACCAUCACUAGGGGUAAGGUUAAAAAGUGGCCCAUCAAAAGUAAACUGUCUGCUAGUCUCUUGACUGUCAAGUAUGCUUUGCUGCAUAAAAUUGGUGCUUCCAACUGGGUGCCCACCAAUCACACCUCUACCAUUGCUGUUGGCUUAGGUAGAUUCAUUUAUGCUAUAGGGACCAAGACUGUGUUUGACUAUGGGACCUAUAUUUUUGAUCAGACUAUGAGACAUGCUGGUACCUCUGCCACUAAGCUUCCUAUUUCCUUUCCAUCCCUAAUAUGUGGAAUCAUCCUAAAGCAAUACCCUGGCAUCUUGAAAGCUAAAGAUUCUUCUGCUGAUAGUGGUGAUGAUCAUGCUGCUAGUAGUGAUGGUGAGAAGAUGGAUGCUGAUAGUGAUGAUGAAUAUAAGGCUGAGGAUGAUGAGGAUGCUGAUGCCCAGACUAGUAGCUCCAGUGAUGUGGAGAUGAGUGUGAAGCUUCAAUAUACUACAACGCUUUUGAGGACAAGCGCUGUUAAAAGCCUUGGUCUGAGGAAGAAGAUGACUGCGUGGCGCAGUCUGAUUGGCUGA